This is a messenger RNA of Penaeus chinensis, 1761 nucleotides long. RefSeq names its product craniofacial development protein 2-like. Gene Ontology annotation, molecular function: catalytic activity. The record is from RefSeq and is a predicted model, not a curated record. The coding region runs from base 1 to 1761 and encodes 586 amino acids. The transcript has 3 exons. Lineage: Eukaryota; Metazoa; Arthropoda; Malacostraca; Decapoda; Penaeidae. Gene Ontology annotation, biological process: chromatin remodeling. Gene Ontology annotation, cellular component: nucleus.
AUGGCCGGGUACAUACUGGGGCACGCGUCCUUGACGAGAACCGUCAUUGACCUCGAGGACUGGACCAUAACCUUCAGGAGUGUGGGUGCCUGGAGAAUAGGACAAAAUCCGAAAGGCAGUUCGUCAAACUACGCACCAAGCAACAAGAAGAAGAAAAGUAUGAAAAAGAGACCCACUCUUAAACUGGGAAACUGGAACGUCCGCACCAUGACACCCGGAUUGUCACAAGACCCUCAGGACAUAAGUGACACGAGGAAAACAGCCAUCAUAAACAACGAGCUCAAGAGACUGAAUGUGGACAUUGCCACCCUACAAGAGACUCACUUGUCAGACUUGGGCACGCCGAAGGAAAAAGACUACACCUUCUUCUGGCAAGGGAAAAGUCAAGAACAGCACAGAGAGCAUGGAGUCGGCUUUGCUGUCAAAAAUAGCCUGCUGAGCAAGGUGAAACUAGGCAGCAACGGCUCAGAGAGACUCCUAACCCUCCGCCUCAACACCACAGAAAGCCCUGUCACCCUCAUCAGUGUGUACGCCCCGACCCUGUCAGCCAACCCAGAUACCAAAGAUGAAUUCCACAAGAGCCUUGCAGCCAUCCUCAGGACAAUUCCCAGCACAGAACAACUUGUUCUCCUGGGCGACUUCAAUGCCAGAGUGGGCGCAGACUACGAAUCUUGCUUUGGACACUUUGGUAUAGGGAAGAUGAACGACAACGGACAGCGACUACUUGAGCUUUGUACCUGCCACAACUUGUGUGUCACCAACUCUUUCUUCAGGACCAAAUCCCAACACAAGGUCUCGUGGCGACAUCCAAGCUCAAAACACUGGCACCAACUGGACCACAUCCUUGUCAGGAGAGCUGCCCUCGAGAACGUCCUCCACACACGCUCUAACCACAGCACAGACUACGACACGGACCACUCCCUGGUGUGCUGCAAGAUCAGGCUGACACCAAAGAGAUUCCACCGCUCUAAGCAGGAAAGGAACCCCCGAAUCGACGUCAACAAGAUGUCACAGCCUGACCUCGUUCAGCAAUUCGCAGAGACCUUCGAGAGCAAGUACGAUACUCACCAUCAGGACACUGCCCCACCUGCAUCUGCGACAGAGAAGUGGAAAGUCCUGCGCAACACCAUCCACAGAACAGCCCUGGCUACUUUUGGGAAGAAAACAUCAAAGUCACACGACUGGUUUGAAGCCAAAUUGACAGAGAUGAAUCCCAUUAUCGAAGCCAAGAGGGCCGCACGCGCAGAGUACAAGAAAAUGCCAAGUGAAAGGAAUCUGCAGCUUCUCCGAUCAGCCAGAAGCAAGGCCCAGCGAACAUCAAGGCAAUGCACAAACGAAUACUGGACAGAGCUCAGCCAGACAAUCCAAACAGCUGCUGCACUUGGCAACAUCAGGGGGAUGUAUGGAGGCAUAAAGACAGCACUGGGACCAACCCAAAACAAAACUGCCCCCCUAAAGUCCACCUCAUCAAGCGCUGCAAGGACACCCUACUGCAACCACUGCAUUAACUUCUCUGUCCCACAGGACAUGCGAGAUGUCAAGAUCGUCACUCUGUACAAGAACAAAGGAGAGAGAAGUGACUCCAACAACUACAGAGACAUGGUCCUCUCACUCCGACAACUGCAAGAGAAGUGCAGAGAACAGAAACAGCAUCUGUACCUUGCAUUCAUCGACCUCACUAAAGCCUUCGAUCUCGUGAGCAGAGACGGCCUCUUCAAGGCCCUCGAGAAGAUUGGCUGCCCCCAAAACUGCACAGCCUGA